GUGCAGAUUUUUCACUGAAAACGGCGGAAUUUAACCCGCAUUCGGGAUGAGUCGGCGGCUGGCCAAGUUGCACAAGCCGUGCGACAAGCUGGACAAGUACGACAACGAGCCGUACAUGCAGAAUCCGCUGCUGAACCUGUUCCUGUCCGAGGUGAAGGAGCGCCGCCAUUACACGUUCAUCCAGCGGAAGGCGGCGGCGGAAAAGGUCAAAAUCUGCCGCCGCAAAACCGAAGACCUGGACGAUGUGAUUCCCAAGCCCGAGUCGUACUACGCGGACCAGCUGCGCGAGCAUGCGCGCCGCGCCCCCGUGCCCAAGAUGCUGGCCAAAACCGAGGACAAGAUCCUGUCGUACGUGCCGAAACGGCUGCGCCAGCAGUACCCGCAGGUCCUCAAGGCGUACAUGGCCGACGUGCACGAGGACUUUGACAAAGUCAUGAAGGCGUUCAGCUGCCAGAAGAUCUUCAAACCCGGCCCCGACGACUAUGUUCCACCGAGGGAGAAGUUUGAGUUUAAACGGCUCGGCCGGACGGCCAACUAUAAGAACUUUCUGAAACACCGAGCGAGCAUCCAGAAAAAUCUGCUGAUACCGCAUCCGUUCAUUCGGUGUAUUAUCCACUAUUCAUACACAGACUUUCCGGCUGUACUGAACGACUACACGCAGUACCGGAUGAAGGAGGAGAUAACCCUGAAUGAGCUUCGCGAUAUGGCCAAGAAGGAACUCCAGGGAUGCAAUAACUUCAUCGCGCAGGAAUGGUACCCGAAGGUCACGCGGAUCCUGAAGAAACACUACGAACGUCGGACACUUCCAAAGUCCAUGUGGCCCAAGGUUAUCAGCUGUGCGUCCAACCUGAUCAACCGCCAGCUAACUGAACUGAAGUUACGCACCAUCGAUCAUCUGCGGGCGACGGUUCUAAACGUGCACAAGAUCCCCCAGAUGAAGAUCAUCACCAUCUGUGACGACGGACUCGAUCUGUUCCCAAGUCUGAACGACAUCUUCAGCGUUUACCAGAACGCGAUCGAGGACAUUGCCGGUGUUGGUUCGCGCUUAGAACCGCUGGAGAACAUGAUCGAUGCACAGGCCUUCCCCGCCAAAACCGGCUUCAUGAAGGUCAGCGUCGGUGAAAUCACGCUACAGGAAGCGCACGACGCACUGCAGGUUGCUCUGGAGCAAACGUUCGAACCACUCGCCACCUACCUGCGGGACUUCCAAGAGCAGUUUGCCGGGUUGAUCAGCAAGGAAACGCGCGACGAUCUGGACGAGUUUCUCAGCGAGUCCCGAUCGUUCGAGGAAUACCUGGAAAAGAUCGAGCAGUUCCAGGCGUACCAGAGCAAGAUCAAAAACCUCGUGAUGAAGGAGUACUUCUACGUGGCCAUCGUGAACCAAUCGGACGCGAUAGGCGGACUGCGCAAAAUCGUUCGCGAAUACAUCGAGCGUAUCGCGUCCCACAUUGCGGUGGAACAUAGGCGAGAGGGGCAGCGGAUUUGCAAGGAGUUUGAAGAGAUCAAGGACCGUGCGUUGGAGAUACCAACCUCAACGGAGCAGCUGAUGGCGAACGGCGAGUACAUGACCCGCGCGAAAACGGAAGUGAUCGAGGAGCUGAGGGAGAAGAUUCAGGCUUCGGUUAGGAUUGGAACCUACCUCCUGGAGCUGAUCGAGCUGCCGCCCGACCAGAUGGACGUCCAAAUGGAGAGUGUCAACUGGUACUUCCGCAUUCCGGCGGUCUUCGACGUGAACUCGACCAACUUUGAAGCGUACAAGUUCCAGUUCGAGGAGAAGCUCCAGGAUGUCACGAAGCAGCUGAACGAGAAGAUGGAGGAGAUGAUUCCGAAAAUUGCCAUCAUCAACGAUAUGACCGAGACGGAAAAGUUCCGCGAUUACGUGAUCCUGCUGCAGGGUUACAUCGAUCAGAUAUUCGUGUUUGAGGAUUACGUCAAGUGGAUCAACAAGGAGGAGGUGCUGUUCAAGUUUCCCAAGUCGCAGUAUCCGGUGCUGGAGGCGAUCAAGACUUUCAUCGUGCCGUUUUACAAACUGAUAAGACUGUGCAUGCGCUGGCUACGCUACUACAACGUCUGGAUGGACGGUCCGUUUGAGUAUCUGGAGCCACACUUUGUCGAGUCCAAGACGGAAGAGUUUCUGAAAGAGUUUCAGAAAACUCAAAAGUACUAUCGUAAUCGCAUCAAGGCGGACAUGCUCGAGAAUACGCUGUGCAAAUUCAAAGGACAAACGGAAGAUCCCGACCCGGAGAAGCACCCGUGUCCGCUGAAGCUGUGCGCUCGGAUGACCCAAUCCAUCAAGGACUUCCACCUGGGAGUGUACAUCGUAAACAUUAUGUGCAACCCCGCCCUUAAAGAUCGUCACUGGGACGAAAUGUCCGAAAUAGCAGGAUUUGAUCUCACCCCGGAUGCGGGAACCACCCUACGGAAGAUCAUCAACUACAAGCUGGAGCAUGAUUUGGACAAGUUCGAGAUCAUCAGCAUCGGUGCGAACAAAGAACUGCAACUGCAACAGAAUCUCGCUUCCAUGAUUAAAGAGUGGGAGUCGAUCGAAUUCAAGCUCAACCCGUUCAAGGACACCGGAAUCAACAUACUGUCCGGGCUGGACGAGAUCCAAUCUGUGCUGGACGAUCACAUCCUGAAGACGCUUGCGAUGAGAGGAUCGGCGUUUGUGAAACCUUGCGAGAAAGAGGUGAAGGAGUGGUACAAAACUCUAACCCGGGUGAACAAAACGAUCGAGCAGUGGGGAAAGGUUCAGAGCACCUGGCUGUAUCUGCUGCCGAUCUUCUCGUCCGCGGACAUUGUAGCGCAGAUGCCGAACGAGGGACGUAUGUUCCAGCAGGUCGACAAGACGUACCGGAUGUACAUGAAAAUUGUCGAGGCAAACCGGUCGGUCAUGAACGUGGCAGCAGCCAAAGGUGUCCAGGAAGCGCUGGAGCAAUCCAACGAGCUGAUGGAAGAGAUUACCAACGGAGUAAACGAAUAUCUGGAGAAGAAGCGACUGUACUUUCCGAGAUUCUUCUUUCUCUCCAAUGACGAAAUGUUGGAAAUUUUGUCGGAGACGAAAGAUCCUCUCCGUGUUCAGCCACACUUGAGCAAAUGCUUCGAAGGUAUCAACCGGCUUGAGUUUGACAAAGCGCUGGAUAUCCGGUCAAUGUUCAGCAUCGAAAAGGAGCAGGUUCAGUUUGUUGAGAAGGUGUCGACCACCGAAGCUCGCGGCAGCGUCGAAAAGUGGCUACUCCGCGUAGAAGAAGAAAUGUUGAAAGCCGUCAUGCACCAGAUCAACGCGAGUUACGAGUCGUACAAGGAGAAACCGCGCGACUCGUGGGUGCUGGAUUGGCCCGGAAUGGUUGUUCUGUGCGUGUCGCAGAUUUACUGGGCAGCAAACAUUCACGCGUGCUUGGGAAGAAAGGAGGAAGCUCUUAUGGAGUACCACAAGCAGCUCCAGAGCGAAUUGAUGGACGUUGUGAAGUUAAUCCGAUCCAAGGAAAUCACAAAUUUAGACCGAAUCACCAUCAAAGCGUUGAUCGUAAUCGACGUGCACGGGAAGGACGUCGUUGAUGAUCUGAUCAAGCAGCAGUGCUUCCACUCGGAAAACGACUUUCAAUGGUUGGCGCAGCUGCGUUACUACUGGAGCGCCGAAGAGGUGACCGUCAAGAUCAUCAACGCGUCCGUGAGGUUUGCCUGUGAGUAUCUUGGCAAUUCGGAUCGACUGGUCAUCACGCCGUUGACGGAUCGCUGCUACCGCACGCUGAUGGGAGCUUACCAGCUGCACUUGAACGGGGCCCCGGAAGGUCCGGCCGGAACGGGCAAGACGGAAACGACCAAAGAUCUGGCGAAGGCCCUCGCCGUACAGUGCAAAGUGUUCAACUGUUCCGACGGGCUGGAUUACAAAGCCAUGGGCAAAUUCUUCAAGGGUUUGGCAUCCUCGGGCGCUUGGGCAUGCUUCGACGAAUUCAACCGGAUCGAGCUGGAAGUGCUCUCGGUAGUUGCCCAGCAGAUUCUCUGCAUCAUCGUUGCCGUUCGAGCUGGCGUGCAGAAGUUCAUAUUCGAAGGUACCGAGCUGACGUUGAACCCGGCUUGUUACGUGUGUAUUACGAUGAACCCUGGCUACGCGGGACGUUCCGAGCUUCCGGAUAAUCUCAAAGUGCUGUUCCGUACCGUAGCAAUGAUGGUUCCGGACUACGCAAUGAUUGGAGAGAUUUCCCUGUACUCGUUUGGAUUCACCAAUGCACGUUCGCUAGCGGUGAAAAUCGUGACCACCUAUCGACUCUGCUCGGAACAGCUGUCAUCCCAGAACCACUACGAUUAUGGAAUGCGUGCCGUCAAGACGGUUCUGCAAGCAUGUGGUAACUUGAAAAAGUCUUUUCCCGACGAAGACGAAGAAAUCCUCCUGCUCCGAUCGCUGAUCGACGUAAACCUCCCGAAAUUCCUCCGUAAAGAUGUUCCUCUGUUUGAGGGAAUCAUCUCCGACUUGUUCCCGGGAGUAGAUCUUCCCCAAGCCGAUUAUACACUGCUCACCAAUGCGUUCAACGACGUUUGCCGGGACCUGAAACUUCAGCCCAAGGACAGCUUCCUAACCAAGGUAAUUCAGACGUACGAGAUGAUGAUUGUGCGACACGGUUUCAUGAUGGUCGGACAUCCCUUUUCCGGCAAGUCUAUGACGCUGAAGGUGCUUGCGGAGUGCCUGACGAAGCUACGCGGAAAGAGCGAUAAUCCGUACUUCCAAAAAGUACGUUACGACGUGGUAAAUCCAAAGGCAAUUACAAUGGGUCAGCUUUACGGGGCGUUUGACCCCAUUAGUUACGAGUGGACCGACGGUAUUUCGUCCACUAUCUUCAGAGGUUUCGCCAUUGACGCCACCCUAGACCGGAAGUGGUUGAUCUUCGACGGACCCGUCGAUGCCGUGUGGAUCGAGAACAUGAACACCGUGCUGGACGACAACAAGAAGCUGUGCCUGACGUCGGGAGAGGUGAUCACGAUGACCGGUGAGAUGACGAUGAUAUUCGAGGUCCAGGACCUGGAGCAAGCCUCGCCGGCGACCGUUUCGCGAUGUGGAAUGAUUUUCAUGGAACCGUCUGUCAUUGGUUGGGAAGCGUUCGUCAAGUCGUGGAUCCAGCGGUGCAACAAGCAGUGGACAACGGAUUGGGAGGACUUUCUGCUGGAGAUCUUCCGCUGGGUGGUUCCGGACUGUUUGACCUUUCUGCGGCGGCAGUGCAAGCAGUAUCUGUAUCCGGGGGACAUCAGCCUGCUGACGUGUACGAUGAACAUCUUUCAAAUGAUCAUCGACGAAGCGGUCCACGAGAGCCCGGACGAGUUCGGCAAGUUUCUGUUCACCUGGUUCCAGGCGGCUCUGAUGUACUCGGUUGUGUGGGGCUUGGCCGGGCUUCUGGACAUGGAAUCGAAGGUCAAGUUUGACGAGUUUUAUCGAGAGAUUUGGAAGGGGGCCGACGGAGGUCAUCCAGUGCCGGAAGCGAUGGGGAAGAUUGACGUAUCGAUGCCAGGUGAGGGAAUGAUCAUGGAUUACGUGUACCACUUUAAGCAGAAGGGAAGCUGGCGGUACUAUCCGGACAUGGUUCGGCAAAUGAAAAAUGAAGUCGGUAUAACGCUGCUAGUUCCAACGCUGGAUUCGGUUCGUUACAUGCACAUUAUUGAUAUCCACGUAAAGAACAAGAAACCCCUUCUAAUGGUGGGUCCAACCGGUACAGGAAAGACAUACUACUUCCAGAACUACCUGAUGAGCAAAAUGGAUCAGGUCACCUUCCUCCCGACCCUGAUCACGUUCACGUCACAAAUCACCGCAAAUCAAACGCAAGAGCUGAUCAUAUCUAAACUCAUCAAGAAGAAACGAGGACAGUACGGCCCACCGGACAACAAAACGGCGGUUCUAUUCCUGGACGAUAUGAACAUGCCAGCGAAGGAAAUCUACGGAGCCCAACCGCCGAUCGAGCUGAUCCGGCAGUACUUUGACUACUCCCACUGGUAUGACCUGAAGGAUGCAUCCAAGCUGUACCUGCAGAAAAUCCUGGUCAUGGCAGCGUGCGGACUUCCAGGCGGAAGUCGUCAGAACGUGUACGAACGCUUCCUGUGUCACUUUGACUGCUUUGCCAUCAGCAACUUUAACGAUGAAACCAUGUUCAAGAUCUUCACCAACGUCCUGCUGGACGGGUAUAAGAAGGGCGGUCACGCAACGGACGUUACCACCAUGGUGAACAUGAUCGUGAACGCAACCCUGGAUACCUACCAGUUUGCCUGCGCCAAGUUGCUACCAACUCCGGCCAAAUCCCACUACAUCUUCAACCUGCGAGACGUAUCCCGAGUGAUAAGCGGUUGCUCGAUGCUCAAGCGAGAAUCGGUGGAAAGCAAGAAGAUAUUCCCGCGGCUUUGGAUGCACGAAGCGAUGCGAGUGUUCUUCGAUCGGCUGGUUGACGACAAGGAUCGUCUGUUUGUGUUUGACCACUUGAACCAGAACUUGAAAACGUUCUUCAAGGAGAAGCCGGAGCAACUGCUGCCGGACUUUUUCAACGAGCAUACGGGAGUGGUCAAGUUGGGAAGCUUGAACAAUCUCAUGUUUGGCAGUUACUUUGACGUGGACGCCGAACCCGAGGAUCGAAAGUACGAGGAAACGGUCCACGUGGAGCAGUUCAGAGACCUGGCGAAUCGCGAUUUGGCUGAAUACAACAGCACGCACAAGGCUAAGAUGGACAUUGUGCUGUUCCAGUAUGCGUUGCAGCACUUGAACAAGAUAUGUCGGAUAAUGUCGAUGCCGGGUGGAAGCUGCAUGCUUGUGGGGAUGGGCGGUUCCGGUAGGCAAUCCCUAACCAAACUGGCAGCUCAAAUCUGCGGACAGUCGCUGUUUCAACCGGAGAUCACCAAAUACUACGGACUAAACGAGUGGAGAGAAGAUCUGAAGAAGGUGCUGAAGGAAGCUGGCGGAAUGGGUCGUGACACCGUCUUCUUGCUGACGGAAGCUCAACUAAAGGAGGAAAUAUUCCUCCAAGAUAUCGACUGCUUGCUGAACAUUGGUGAAGUACCCAACAUCUACCCGGUGGAUGAAAAGCAAGAAAUUCUAGAGAUGGUACGACUGGCAGCUCAAGGUGGAAACCGCAACCUGGACAUUAGUCCGCUGGAGGUGUUCCAGUUCUUCGUGAACCGAUGCAAGCAAAAGCUGCACAUCGUAAUCUGCUUCAGUCCUAUCGGAUCCGCCCUAAGAACCCGAAUCCGUUUGUACCCUUCGCUGGUCAAUUGCUGUACAAUCGACUGGUUCGAUGCCUGGCCAGAGGAUGCACUGGAAAAGGUAGCGGAGAUGUACAUGAAGGAACUCGACGUUGAACCAUCCGUCAAAGAAUCUAUUGUUGUCUCAUGCAAGCAUUUCCACGUCGUGGCACGCGAAGUAUCCGCCGAGUUUACUGCUUCUACCGGUCGUGUUACGUACAUCACGUCUGCGUCCUAUUUGGAACUGAUCAAAUGUUUCCGUAACCUGACCAAGAAGCAUCAAACCGAAAUCAUGGAGAACAAAAUGCGUUACCUGGGAGGUUUGGAGAAACUGGACGCCGCUGCCGAUGCCGUUUCGGUGAUGCAAAAGGAACUGAACGCACUGCAACCCACGUUGAUCGUAAUGGCCGAACAGUCGCGCAAAAUGACGGCGGAGAUUGAGAAGGAGUCGAUCGAAGCUGCCGCGGCUACGGAGCAGGUGAAGAAGGACGAAAUCGUUGCGAACGUUCAGGCUGCCGAAGCGCAGGUGUUGAAAGCUGACUGCGAGAAAGAUCUUGCCGGGGCAAUCCCAAUUCUGGAAGAGGCUAUCCAAGCGUUGAACACGCUUAAGCCGAACGAUAUUACGCUGGUGAAGUCGAUGAAGAAUCCACCGGAAGUGGUCAAGCUGACGAUGGCCGCCGUGUGCGUGAUGAAGGGAAUACCGGCGGACAAAGUGACGGAUCAGGCCACCGGGAAGAAGAUGCUGGACUUUUGGGGUCCUAGCAAGCGAUUGCUGGGCGAUAUGGCUUUUCUGCAGACGUUGAAAGACUUCGACAAGGAUACAAUCAAUCCGGACAUUAUGAAGAAAAUCCGGAAGGAGUUCAUACCCCACAAGGACUUCCAGCCGCACAUCGUGGCGAAGGCGUCGAGCGCUGCGGAGGGUCUGUGCAAGUGGAUCAUUGCAAUGGAUUUGUACGAUGCCGUCGCGAAGAUUGUGGCUCCAAAGAAGGAGAAGCUCAAGCUAGCGGAGAAGGAGUACGCGGAAACGAUGGCUUUGCUGAACGAGAAACGCCAGCUGGCGGCCAAUCUGGAGCGACGAGUUGCGGAGUUGAACGAUGAUCUGGACGAGGCAAAUCGGAAGAAGCAGGAAGUUGAGGAGGAGGUUCAAAUGUGCAAAGAUAAGUUGCAGCGAGCGGAAACGUUGAUUGGAGGCUUGGGAGGGGAGAAGAGUCGCUGGACGGUUUCGGCGGAGAACCUGCAGCUUCUGUACGACAAUUUGGCUGGAGAUAUUUUGGUAUCGAGUGGUGUGAUUGCUUAUCUAGCUCCGCUGACGGCCACCUACCGUAACCGUUGCAUCGAGAAUUGGCACAGUUUCGUUCGUAAGAUCCAAAUUCCUUGCUCUGAAACGUACAGUUUGGUGAAUGUUUUGGGAUCGAAGAUCAAGAUACAGAACUGGAACAUCGCUGGACUGCCAACGGAUGCAUUCUCUACCGAGAACGGAAUCAUCAUGGAUAGCUCCAGUCGGUACAGCUUGUUUAUUGAUCCGCAGUUCCAGGCGAAUAAGUGGAUUCGCAACAUGGAGAGGAACAACCACCUGCAAAUUUUCAAGUUCUCCCAAUCGGACUACAUGAAGCGACUGGAGUCGUGCAUCGAGCACGGCUACCCAGCGUUGAUCGAAAACGUGUUUGAAGAUUUGGAAGCUCCGCUGGAUCCGUUGCUGAACAGAAAUACCUUCUUCCAAGGCGGAACGGAGUACCUCAGCUUGGGAGACAACGUGAUUCCGAUUUCGCCUAAGUUCCGGCUCUAUCUAACAUCCGGGCUGAGAAACCCGCACUACCUGCCGGAAGUGUUCAACAAGGUAACGAUCAUUAACUUUGCGCUGACCAUCCAGGGACUGGAAGACCAGCUGCUGGGGAUUGUGGUUGCCAAAGAGCGACCCGACCUGCAGGAGAUUCGUCAGAGUUUGAUCCUGCAAGGGGCGAAAAACGUUUCGAUGCUCAAGGAGGUCGAAGACAAGAUAUUGAAGACGCUGUCUGAGAGCAAGGGGGAUAUUUUGGAAGACGAAAGUGCGAUAAAAAUUCUGGAUGAUUCGAAGCGUAUUUCGAUCGAAAUUGUGCAGAAGCAGGAGGACUCCAAGGAAAUCGAAGCAAAGAUUGAGGCGUUCAGACAAAGCUAUCGUCCAGUCGCUGCUCACUCUUCGACGCUGUAUUACUGCAUUACGGAGCUGCCGAACAUUGAUCCGAUGUAUCAGUUCUCGCUGAAUUGGUUCAUCAAUCUUUACAUUUAUUCGAUCGAGAAUGCAAACAGGACGAAGGAUUUGACGCGACGGUUGAAGUUCCUGAUGGAUGCCGUCACGUUGAAUUUGUACAAUAACGUGUGUCGGAGUUUGUUUGAAAAGGACAAGCUUCUGUUUUCGUUUGUUUUGACGACAAAGAUCAUGAUAUCGUGUGGUCAGAUUGACCAGAAGCAGUUCCAGUUCCUGCUGACGGGAGGUGAGAAGACUGCGAUUGACAGGCCGAAUCCGGACAAGUCCUGGAUCACUGAGAAGUUGUGGGGUGACAUCAACCGGCUGGAACAGUUGGCCGAGUUUACCGGAUUUGUGGACGGCUUCCUGAAGAGCAGGGACGCAUGGAAACACUACUACGAUGUUGAAGAUACCCACGUGGAGAAGUUGCCGAGUCCUUGGCAGGAGAAGACCAACCGGUUCGAGAAGCUGAUCAUUCUGUGCACAUUUAGACCUGACAAGGCAGUUCUUGCGAUAACGGAAUUUGUUGCUUCCGAGAUGGGUCAGGCUUACGUACUUCCUCCACCAUUUGACAUUGCGAGAUCCUACGAAGACUCCAACUGUUUGACACCGCUGAUCUUUAUUCUUUCACCGGGCGCUGACCCGAUGAACGCGCUGCUGCUGUUUGCCGAAAAGAUGGGCUUCGACGAAACGUUCCAAUCGAUUUCGCUGGGUCAAGGUCAGGGACCGAUCGCGCAGAAGAUCAUCGAACGAGCCCAAGCGGAAGGAACCUGGGUGUGCUUGCAAAACUGUCACUUGGCUGCUUCUUGGAUGCCAACGCUGGAAUAUCUGUGGGAAAACAUGGACCUUUUCAACACGAUCUCGUCGUUCCGACUGUGGCUAACGAGCUACCCUUCGGAGCAGUUCCCAGGCAGCAUUCUGCAGAACGGAAUCAAGAUGACCAACGAACCACCGACGGGACUGCAGCAGAACUUGCUGCGCUCGUACAAGUCGGAACCGAUGAACGACGAUGCGUUCUACACGGGAUGCGCCGGGAAAGAUCGCGCGUUUUCGAAGCUACUGUACGGCAUCUGUUUCUUCCAUGCUGUGGUUCAGGAACGUCGAAAGUUUGGACCUCUUGGGUGGAACAUACAGUACGGGUUUAACGAGUCCGACUUUCAAAUAUCCGUCCUCCAGUUGCAGCUGUUUCUCAACCAGUACGACAGCAUUCCGUACAAGGCGAUCUCCUAUCUGACCGGGGAGUGCAACUACGGAGGUCGCGUGACGGAUGCUUGGGAUCGGCGCGCGAUCGUGACCAUUUUGGCGGACUACGUCAACGAUCGGGUUGUGAACGAUCCCAACUAUCGCUUCUCGAAUCAGGGCGAUUGCUACGGGAUUCCGCUGCGCAACGAACACCGCGAGUACGUGGCGCACAUCCGGAAUAACGUGCCGAACUUUCCCAGUCCGGCCGUUUACGGGCUGCAUCCGAACGCUGGGAUUACGAGGGAUUUGAACGCGUCGAAGGUUUUGCUGGAGUCGAUGAUGAUGACCCAAGGGGGGUCGUCGGAGACGAGCGAUGCCGACAAGGAGAAGCAAAUCUUGGCGGUUGUGGAUGACAUUUACAGUCGGUUGCCGCCGGAUUUCGACGUGGAGGUGGUCAAGGCAAAGUACCCGGUGGACUACAACGAAUCGAUGAACACGGUGCUGGUGCAGGAGAUGGAACGGUUCAACAAUCUGCUGCAGGAGAUUCGGUCGAGCUGUGUGAAUCUGAAGAAGGGAAUUGCGGGGCUGGUGGUGUUGACGCCCGAGCUGGAGGCGGUGUUCAACGCGAUUGGGUACAAGAAGAUUCCGGACCGCUGGAUGAAGAAGUCCUAUCCAAGCUUGAAGCCGAUCGGGGCGUACAUCAACGACUUUUUGGAGCGGUUGGCGUUUUUGGAGUCGUGGUACCAGCUGGGGAAGCCGAACGUGUUUUGGAUCUCUGGGUUUUACUUUACGCAGGCGUUCUUGACUGCGGCGAUGCAGAACUACGCGCGGAAGUAUCGGAUUCCGAUUGAUAUUCUGACGUUUGACUUUAACGUGCUGAGGAUUUCGAGCGUCAACAAUAUGCCGGAAGAUGGCGUCUACAUUCACGGACUGUUUUUGGAGGGAGCCAAAUGGAAUCUGCGGGGAAGCUACCUCGAGGAGCAACUGCCGAAAAUGUUGGCCGAUGUAAUGCCCAUCAUUCAUUUAAGUCCCGUCAAAACGGCCGACCUGGACGAAGGGACGCGCUACAAGUGUCCGGUGUACAAAACGGCCGAACGCAAGGGAACCCUCUCGACGACGGGACAUUCCACCAACUACGUCAUACCGAUUCUGCUCGGGACUCGGCUCAACAGUGCGCACUGGGUGAAGCGAAGCGUGGCGCUGCUGUGCCAAACGUCGGAGUGAAUGUUUUGAUACUAUGAAUUUUGAACUGUUUUAACUAUAGAGUGCAAAUGCGUGACUUACUUUUGACUGAAUAUAGAGCACACAUACAUUUUGAA
This is a messenger RNA of Culex pipiens pallens (northern house mosquito), 11934 nucleotides long. RefSeq names its product dynein axonemal heavy chain 12 (gene Dhc62B). The record is from RefSeq and is a predicted model, not a curated record. Bases 47 to 11839 code for a protein of 3930 amino acids. NCBI's taxonomy places the organism in Eukaryota, Metazoa, Arthropoda, Insecta, Diptera, Culicidae. The transcript is spliced from 10 exons. Gene Ontology annotation, molecular function: minus-end-directed microtubule motor activity; ATP binding; dynein intermediate chain binding. Gene Ontology annotation, cellular component: dynein complex. Gene Ontology annotation, biological process: microtubule-based movement.